AUGAAAGAAAAAGUUCCUCCGAAGUUCAAGCUACCCGCUAUCAAAAAGUACGACGGUUCGACAGAUCCCAUCGAUCACCUCGAUGUGUACCAUGAAUGGACAGAUAUUUAUGGCAUAACAGAAGCCAUUAGAUGCAGAGUGUUCUCUUUCACUCUGACUGGUUCCACACGCAUAUGGUUUCAGCAAUUGAAAAGGAAAUCGAUCUCAAGCUUCAAGGAAUUGGCAAGGGCAUUUGUCACCCAAUUCGCCGGAGGAUGGAAUAGAAGCAGGCCUGUAGCAUACCUACUAACUAUUAAGCAAAAAGCGACAGAGAGCCUCAAAGACUAUGUGGCUCGGUUCAAUAAAGAGAAGCUACAAGUGGAAGGUCUGACAGAUGCAGUGGUACUGCUUGUCUUUAUAUCUGGUGUGAAGGACGAGCAAUUGGUGUUCUCUUUUGGGAAGAGAACUUCAGGCACUUUCUCAGAAGCUCGAAGCCGAGCCCAGACGUACAUGAGUGUCGGAGAAUUAAUUCACUCGAAGCGUGACCCUAAAGGAAAAUAUGCAGAUUAUAACACAAAGAGAAAGAGGCCUGGAGAAAAGCGACACGGAUUGAGGUGGGAGAGAUCAGAUAGCGGACAGGGUCGACUAGUCCAACGGGAUCCUCAGCGGAAAUUUGAAAAAUACACUCCAACAACGGUCCCACUAGAGCAGGUCUUGAUGGAAAUAAAACACUAG
Momordica charantia (bitter melon) is the source of this 714-nucleotide messenger RNA. RefSeq lists its product as uncharacterized. NCBI's taxonomy places the organism in Eukaryota, Viridiplantae, Streptophyta, Magnoliopsida, Cucurbitales, Cucurbitaceae. The record is from RefSeq and is a predicted model, not a curated record.